AUGCUUUCUCUGAAGAAAUACUUCACUGAAGGCCUCAUCCAGUUCACCAUCCUGCUCAGCUUGAUCGGGGUUCGCGUGGACGUGGACACUUACCUGAACUCACAGCUCCCCCCUCUCCGGGAGAUCAUCCUUGGCCAGAGCUCUGCUUACACCCAGACCCAGUUUCACAACCUGAGGAACACCUUGGAUGGAUAUGGCAUCCACCCAAAAAGUGUAGACCUGGACUAUUACUUCACUGCCCGGAGGCUGCUCAACCAGGUGAGGGCCCUGGACAGGUUCCAAGUGCCCACCACUGAGGUCAACGCCUGGUUGGUGCACAGAGAUCCCGAGGGCUCCGUGUCUGGGAGCCAACCCAGCGCUGGGAUUGCCCUGGAGAAUGGGAACGGGCUGCAGGAUGGGAACAGUCCUGACAACGGGGUGAGGGAGAGCGGAGCUGAGCAAGGAUUUGGGGAAGAAUUGGAAGAUUUGGGAGCGGUGGCUGCGCCGGUGAAUGGAGACCUGACCAAAGAGAAAUACUUCACUGAAGGCCUCAUCCAGUUCACCAUCCUGCUCAGCUUGAUCGGGGUUCGCGUGGACGUGGACACUUACCUGAACUCACAGCUCCCCCCUCUCCGGGAGAUCAUCCUUGGCCAGAGCUCUGCUUACACCCAGACCCAGUUUCACAACCUGAGGAACACCUUGGAUGGAUAUGGCAUCCACCCAAAAAGUGUAGACCUGGACUAUUACUUCACUGCCCGGAGGCUGCUCAACCAGGUGAGGGCCCUGGACAGGUUCCAAGUGCCCACCACUGAGGUCAACGCCUGGUUGGUGCACAGAGAUCCCGAGGGCUCCGUGUCUGGGAGCCAACCCAGCGCUGGGAUUGCCCUGGAGAAUGGGAACGGGCUGCAGGAUGGGAACAGUCCUGACAACGGGGUGAGGGAGAGCGGAGCUGAGCAAGGAUUUGGGGAAGAAUUGGAAGAGUUGGGAGCGGUGGCUGCGCCGGUGAAUGGAGACCUGACCAAAGAGUUUCCAGCUGCGGAUGUCUCCACCCUGAGCCAAGCUGUGCCCAGCGAGAGCAGGGCCACCCCUGGCCAGCCCAGCCUGCUCUCUCCUCUCCUCCCCGAGACCGAGUCGCCCUUCGAUCUGGAGCAGCAGUGGCAGGACCUCAUGUCCAUCAUGGAAAUGCAGGCCAUGGAAGUGAACAACACGACUGCAGAAACCCUGUACAACAGCACGAGCAGGGACCUGCUGACCUCCAACUACAGCCUGGCUCCCAGCACCCCCAUCAAUCAGAACGUCAGCCUGCAUCAGGCCUCGCUGGGGAGCUGCUCCCAGGACUUCCCCCUCUUCAGCUCUGACAUCGAAAGCCCUUCCAUGGCCAGCAGCUCAGCUCUGCUCCAGCUGACGCCGGACAACUCCACCGGCCUCAACACCACCUUUGGCUCCACCAACUUGAGUGGCAUCUUCUUCCCUCCGCAGCUGAACAGCACAGUGAACGAGACAGCAGGCCCCGAGCUGCCAGACCCGCUGGGCGGGCUGCUGGACGAGGCCAUGCUGGAUGAGAUCAGCUUGAUGGACUUGGCCAUCGAAGAAGGUUUCAACCCGGUGCAGGCCUCGCAGCUGGAAGAGGAGUUUGAUUCCGACUCAGGUCUUUCUCUGGAUUCUGGCCACAGUCCUGCUUCUCUCAGCAGCUCAGAAGCCUCCUCCUCUUCCUCCUCAUCCUCCUCGUCCUCUUCCUCCUCCUCGUUUUCUGAGGAAGGAGCUGUGGGCUACAGCUCAGACUCGGAAAACGUGGACUUUGAGGAAGCAGAAGGGGCAGUUGGCUACCAGCCCGAGUACAGCAAGUUCUGCCGCAUGAGCUACCAGGACCCCUCACAGCUCCACUACCUGCCUUACCUGGAGCACGUCGGCCACAACCACACCUACAACAUGGCCCCGGGAGCCCUGGAUCCCGAGGAGCCCAAACUUCCCAGCGCGGGGAAAAAGAGCAGCAAGGAGAAACCGUCGGAAUUCCUGGAUAAACAGAUGAGCCGGGACGAGCAUCGAGCCAGGGCCAUGAAAAUCCCUUUCACCAACGACAAGAUCAUCAACCUGCCCGUGGAGGAGUUCAACGAGCUCCUCUCCAAGUACCAGCUCAGCGAGGCUCAGCUCAGCCUGAUCCGAGACAUCCGGAGAAGAGGGAAGAACAAGAUGGCUGCCCAGAACUGCCGCAAGAGGAAACUGGACACCAUCCUCAACCUGGAACGGGACGUGGAGGAUCUCCAACGGGACAAGUCCAAACUGCUCAGGGAGAAAGUGGAAUUCCUCAAAUCCAUCCGCCAGAUGAAACAGAAAGUGCAGAACCUUUACCAAGAGGUGUUUGGGCGCCUGCGGGAUGAGAAUGGGCAGCCCUACCCCCCCAGCCAGUACGCCCUGCAAUACGGGAGCGACGGGAGCGUCCUCUUGAUACCCCGGGCUGUGGCCGAUCAGCAGGCCCGGAGGCAGGAGAGGAAACAGAAGGAUCGGAGGAAGUGA
Chaetura pelagica (chimney swift) is the source of this 2493-nucleotide messenger RNA. It is a transcript of the gene NFE2L1, whose product is annotated as nuclear factor, erythroid 2-like 1. Lineage: Eukaryota; Metazoa; Chordata; Aves; Apodiformes; Apodidae. Gene Ontology annotation, cellular component: nucleus. The transcript is spliced from 4 exons. The record is from RefSeq and is a predicted model, not a curated record. Gene Ontology annotation, biological process: regulation of transcription by RNA polymerase II. Gene Ontology annotation, molecular function: DNA-binding transcription factor activity, RNA polymerase II-specific; RNA polymerase II cis-regulatory region sequence-specific DNA binding. The coding region runs from base 1 to 2493 and encodes 830 amino acids.